Molecule: messenger RNA, 1076 nt
Organism: Ornithorhynchus anatinus (platypus)
Lineage: Eukaryota; Metazoa; Chordata; Mammalia; Monotremata; Ornithorhynchidae
Product: ras-related protein Rab-7a-like
Exons: 5
Coding region: 273-926 (217 amino acids)
Biological process (GO): phagosome-lysosome fusion; endosome to lysosome transport
Cellular component (GO): late endosome; lysosome; phagocytic vesicle
Molecular function (GO): GTP binding; GTPase activity
Source: RefSeq, a predicted model, not a curated record
CCCUGGCCUCCCUGCCCCCGGAUCCGGGAUCCCAGCUCCGCCCGUGGCCCCGGGCAGCCGGGCCCCUUCCCUCCCCACCCUGUCCGGACCAGACAGGCCUUCCCCUCUGGGGAGGGAAGGGGCGGAGUGGCUGUGACGGCUCACUGCCCAACCCUGCCACUUGAAAGACCUCCAGAGCCACCCCUCCCUCUCCUUUUCCAGCCUCUGGUUGGCUUCCCCACUCUCUACCGAUCAGCUCCUGGACUCUCUCCCCUCCCAGGCCCAGCCCCAGGAUGUCCACCUCAAGGCAGUCCCACCUCAAACUCCUCCUCGUUGGAAACUCAGGACGGGAGAGGGGAGGAUCCCAGCCCCUGAGGCUUCAGUCGUCCCUCAGGGUGGGAAAAUCUGCGCUGAUGAACCAGUAUGUCAAUAACCGCUUCAGUAACCGGUACCGAGCCACCAUCGGGGCUGACUUCCUCACCAAGGAUCUGUGGUUGGACGACCAGACCGUCACCGUCCAGAUCUGGGACACUGCAGGCACAGAACGGUUCCAGUCGCUGGGAGUGGGCCUGUACCGGGGCUCUCACUGCUGCCUCCUCGUCUUCGAUGUCACAGCCCCGUCUUCCUUCAAAGCCCUGGAUACCUGGCACCAGGAGUUCCUGAUUCAGGCCGCCCCAACCGAUCCCAACCACUUCCCUUUCGUGCUGGUUGGGAACAAGACGGACCUGCCCGGACGUCAGGUUUCUCGCGAGGAGGCCGAGGAGUGGUGUGCCAGAACACAUGCCCAGUACUUUGAGACCAGUGCCAAGGAGGCCACCAACGUGGAUCUCGCCUUCCAGAGUGCCGUGCAGGCAGCUGUGAGGCAGCACCAAGAACCAGAUCUGGUCCUGAAAGACACAGUUCACCUUUACCAGGAGAAAUGCGAGCGGAAACGUUGUGCUUGCUGAAUCCGACAGACCCGCCCUUCCCUUCUCACUGCCCAUAGCCUGGCCUCGACCCCCAGGCCAGGCCCCUUCCCCUGAGCUGCUGCUCUUCUGUCGGCCUGCGGGCGCCAGGCAUUCUCAGCACUUUGACAAUAAAAGCGGGUGAUGAACGCC